Messenger RNA from Suillus bovinus, 912 nucleotides. RefSeq lists its product as uncharacterized. NCBI's taxonomy places the organism in Eukaryota, Fungi, Basidiomycota, Agaricomycetes, Boletales, Suillaceae. The transcript has 7 exons. Gene Ontology annotation, molecular function: Hsp90 protein binding. The record is from RefSeq and is a predicted model, not a curated record. Bases 1 to 912 code for a protein of 303 amino acids.
AUGAUGAGUGAGCACGGAUGCGCGUGCUUUUUAUCAAAUAGAUUCGCAAACCAUCUCCUGCUUUUGAUCAAAGUCAUCGCGCUCUUCAACGCAGAUCAAUACGACAAGGCAAACCUGCUCCUCAAAGAACUUACUACCGGAUGUCCGAAUGCUGAUAACUCGCGUAUAUCAUAUCGUGGAGGUAACGAUAAUGCAUAUCUACGCAUUCAGCUCGGACUCAAAGCCUUGUACAGCACACGUCACGACGAAGCCGCUGAGUAUUUCACUGCUGCUCUCAACUCCAGCGCUUUGCCAUCGAAAUCUGGUGUUCAUGACAUUUACGAUUUGGUGGUGAAACGGUGUGAUGCACUCCUUCAGGCAGAUAAACUUCUAGAUGCCAUCGAAUCAUACCGAUUCUUGAUGGACGAUAUCGACGAAAAAGCGAAGGCCAGCUGCCUUGAAUGGUCUAACGGCAAGUCUAGAGUUCCUUUCACAAAAAAAUGCAGCGCGCUAGUUCUUACCAGGGGAGAUGCUGCCCUCGCUGCAAGCGAUUUUAAAAGGGCCAUUGACCUCUACUCUGCAGCGAUUGACCUAACUCCUCCAUCUGACGCUGUCUUUGCAAAGCGUAGUCAGGCAAAGUUGGGGAAAAUGAUGUGGAUGGAAACACGUCUCGAUGUGCAGAAGGUCAUCCGACUCAAUCCUUCAUCUCAUAAUGGGUACAAGUUGAAACUCGCAGCGUUUCAUGGCGCCCAACGCUACGAUGAAGCUAUUACGGCCUUUAAAAUGAUGCUCUCAAAAUUGGAUGAUGUUCCUGACGCUGAGAAGCUACCAAUGGCUAGGCAGCUGGACCCGACUGCAGUUUGUUCAUACCCGCAUCGAGUACAAUUGAAAAGCCUGGCUCCGACGAUCAAUUAUCUUCCAAUGAUGGAGUAG